This is a messenger RNA of Diplodia corticola, 2418 nucleotides long. RefSeq names its product dil and ankyrin domain-containing protein. The coding region runs from base 1 to 2418 and encodes 805 amino acids. The transcript is spliced from 3 exons. NCBI's taxonomy places the organism in Eukaryota, Fungi, Ascomycota, Dothideomycetes, Botryosphaeriales, Botryosphaeriaceae. The record is from RefSeq and is a predicted model, not a curated record. Gene Ontology annotation, molecular function: GTPase binding.
AUGGCGUCGCCCGAUGAGUCUGGCGGCCCCGACGCCCACCCCCCGCGCCAGCUGCCCGCCGACCUGCCGCGCUCGCUCGACGACCGCCGCACCGCCCCGCCCGUCGCCAGCGAGACCGAGAUGUACGACGCUUGGCAGGGCCAGUCCCAAUUCAUAUCGACACCGCUCCCCUCCAAGCCCCUCGACUUCGACCUGUCGCUCGACGGCCCGCCCCCCGACGACACCGGCACCCGCCUCACCGAGAUGCUCGAGCAGCAGUCCCGCCUCAAGCACGACAGCAUGAACGAGGGCCAGGAGGAUGCCGUCGUCAAGGACCCCAAGCUGUCGGACCCCGAGAAGCGCGACCUGCUGCAGAACUCGCUCAACCUCGCCGCCUCCAACGGCGACACCCUCACCGUCGAGCGCUUCGUCGCCGGCCCCGCCGCUUCCUAUGUCGACGUCAACGCCCCGGACGCCGACGGCACCCCGCCGCUCAUCUACGCCGCCUGCUUUGGCCACGACGACGUCGUCGCCGCCCUGCUGACCGCCGGCGCCCAUGUCGACGUCCAGGACCGCAACCACUGGACGCCGUUGAUGUGGGCAAUCACGAACCGCCACAAGGCAAUCGCGAAGCUGCUACUCGACAAGGGCGCUAAGCCCGAGGCCGCUUCCUCUUCUGGCCGCACCGCCUUCGACUUCGUGACCCCCGGCAGCGAACUCCAGGACUAUCUCCACGAGAGCGGCUACACCAUCGGCAACAUCGGUGUCGCCGGCGGCGACGACUUCUACACGGCCGGAUUCGACCAGGACCGCUUCGAGGAAGAAAUGGCCGAGAACGAGCUGCGGCGACGCAUGAUGAUGGAGAGUGCUAUCAAUCUGGAGGUCGAUCUGGGCAAUCUGGGCCUUGACGAGCAGCCAGAGGAACCCGACGACUUCGAGGAGGGACAGGAGUUUGUGUGGGACCGGUGCCUGCACGACCAAAUGUUUGUCUUCCAGGAGAACGAGCUGGACCGCAUCCUGGACAUUGUCAUCACCAACAUGACGCCCACCCGCUCGCCAUCGCAGAAACCCGUCCCCGCAAACAUCAUCUUCCUCGGCGCCCGCUACGCCCACUACCACUCCAGCGAAGAUCUGCUGGAGAAGCUGCUGGUCACGUCCAUGGACAAGAUCAACGACGCCGUCGAGAAGCACCAAUGGGACAUGACCAUGCUCGCCUUCUGGGUGUCCAACUGCAGCCUGCUGCUCUACUACCUGAAGAAGGACGCCGGCCUCGUCGAGGCCUCGGUCGAGUUCCAGUGCCAAAUUUCCGAGCUCAUCAACGAAAUCUUCGUGCUGAUCAUUCGCGAUGCCGAGCGCCGCAUGGACAAGGUCCUCGACACCGCCAUGCUGGACCACGAGACCAUCCCCGGCUUCGAGGACGUGAGUUUCACCGGAGAGUGGCGCAUCUUCAAGACGAAAUCCAAGCCGAAGCCCCCGGAGCCGUUCGAGAAGCGCUUCAGGCCCCCCUCGCCCAAGCGCAGGGCCCAGGUGUCCCCGCGAAACAUCACUUCGCUGCUGUCCUCGACGCUGUUUGUGCUGGACCUCUACGACAUCCACUCGGUCAUCACGGCACAGGUUCUCUCCCAGCUGCUUUACUGGAUCGGCGCCGAGCUCUUCAACCGCAUCAUGUCUAAUAGAAAGUACCUCGCACGCACCAAGGCAAUGCAGAUUCGGAUGAAUGUAUCGACGCUCGAGGACUGGGCCCGGCAGAACAACCGCCAGCCCGAGCACUACGAGGGCGGCGGUCUCACUGCCACUGGCGAGAACACAAUGGACGCUGCGCGCAGGCAUCUGGACCCAGUCAUCCAGCUGCUGCAGUGGCUGCAAUGCUUCUCGUCGCUCGGCGAGGAUCUCGACUCGCUCAAGGCGACGCUCGAGCAGCUCCCGCGUCUCACCCCGCAGCAGAUCAACCACUCGGUGAGAUACUACCGGACCGAGGUUGGCGAGAAGACGCUGCCGAAGCCUGCGCUCAAGUUUCUGUUCAACCUGCAGAAGGAGGUUGCAGAGCGACGCCUAUCCAAGCAAAGCCGGAAGUCGAUGCCUGCGCAAAUUCCUUCAUCGGAUGGCCAGCCCACUUCGCCCACCAUUGAGCGGCCCACGUCGCCUUCGCCGUCGCUGGCGCCGUCGCUGGCCACUGUUGCGUACAUGGCACAGGACGAGGAGGAAGACGCGCCAGAGAACCUGCUGAUGGACCCGGCCCUGAUGCUGCCGUUCUCGUUGCCCACUUCGACCGAUAUGCUGGUGACGUACGGAGCUGGCUUCGGAGGCACCGACAAGGAGCGCGAGCGCAAGUACCUGCCCACGGUGCCGGCCGAGUUCCUGGAGAGGCUCGAGUUCAGCAGCAACAAGAAGGAUCUCUAUGCGGACGCCAGAUGGAGCGACGACGGCGAAAGCGCCUGA